AUGUCGGAAGUCAGGACACACUUGGCAACGUUGCGCCGAGCCCCUCGGCGCCUUUGCGCUGCUCAAGAGCUCAAGUGUGUGUUCCUCAGUACGCUUCGGAUUUUGCUCCCGUACCGUCCGCUAAAUAUUAACGGCGUGUGCCGUUCGAAUCCCUCCAUUUAUCAAACUGUAAUAUUUGUGGAAGACCAGUGCGUGAUACGUGUUUUGUCAAUAAGAUGGUAUCACCAGUAGCUGUGACUACACUCCGGGAUUUGUUCGACAAACAGGCAGAAUCAACGAGUGAUAACAUCAUCCUAGAUAGGAUCAAAGCUCUGGCUGUGAAACAUCUCCCUGCAGGAUGGAAGGAAUGGAGAAUAGCAGCGACAACCAAGGACGAUGUCUUAGAGGAACCUAUAGAUCCGCAGAUUUUAAAUAA
Messenger RNA from Acanthoscelides obtectus, 415 nucleotides. Lineage: Eukaryota; Metazoa; Arthropoda; Insecta; Coleoptera; Chrysomelidae. The record is from the annotation of a GenBank genome assembly.